AUGAUGCCUAUGAGACCUUCUAAAAGCGCCAUGCGCGCUCUGCAUUAUCAGAGGUAUAUCGCCUCCGGCAGAAUGACUUUUACCACUGCUUCCGUUGCUGCGACCGCGCCCCACCGCUUUUCAGCUCAGAAGAGAUUCCAGAGCACCGCAACUGCCCCGGCUGAAGGCACAAGACCUGUCCCCAGCCCUGCCUUCAACCAGGAACCUCACCGCAAUGAGGUCUCGCCACUGCAAAAUCGCCAGGUCCCCGAACUGGACGACUCUUUUGUCGGACUCAGUGGAGGAGAGAUCUUUCAUGAGAUGAUGCUGCGUCUUGGCGUCAAGCAUGUCUUUGGUUACCCUGGAGGUGCCAUUCUUCCCGUCUUCGAUGCUAUUUACAACUCCAAACACUUCGACUUCGUUCUUCCGAGACAUGAACAGGGCGCCGGACACAUGGCCGAAGGCUACGCCCGUGCCUCUGGAAAGCCCGGUGUCGUCCUUGUCACCUCCGGCCCUGGAGCCACCAACGUUAUCACCCCCAUGCAGGAUGCCCUCUCGGACGGUACCCCCAUGGUCGUCUUCUGCGGUCAGGUGCCUACCAGCCUGAUCGGUACCGAUUCUUUCCAGGAAGCCGAUGUUAUCGGUAUCUCUCGCGCUUGCACCAAGUGGAACGUCAUGGUCAAGUCCGUCGCUGAACUCCCCCGUCGCAUCCAGGAGGCCUUCGAAAUCGCCACCAGCGGCCGCCCCGGACCUGUCCUCGUCGAUCUGCCCAAGGAUAUUACCGCCGGUAUUCUCCGUAAACCCAUCCCCAUGAACAGCACCCUGCCCUCUCUCCCCAGCGCUGCGACCAUGGCCGCCCGCGAACUGAGCAUGCAGCAGCUGCAGGGUACCAUCAACCGUGUGGCCCGCCUCGUGAACGUUUCCAAGAAGCCCAUCCUGUAUGUGGGUCAGGGUCUCCUUGCUCGCCCUGAAGGACCCCAGAUCUUGAAGGAGCUGGCCGACAAGGCUUGCAUUCCGGUCACCACCACUCUCCAGGGUCUGGGUGGGUUCGACGAAACGGACCCCAAGGCCCUGCACAUGCUGGGAAUGCACGGAUCUGCCUAUGCCAACAUGGCCAUGCAGGAGGCUGAUCUCAUCAUCGCUAUCGGUGCUCGCUUCGAUGACCGUGUGACUGGUAACAUCUCCAAGUUUGCCCCCCAGGCCAAGCUUGCUGCCUCGGAGAACCGUGGUGGUAUCGUCCACUUUGAAAUCAUGCCCAAGAACAUCAACAAGGUUGUCCAGGCCAACGAGGCUGUUGAGGGUGACUGUGCUGAGAACAUCCGUCUCCUCCUGCCCCACGUCGAGCCCGUUGCUGAGCGCAAGGAGUGGUUCGAGCAGAUCAACGACUGGAAGGCUCGCUUCCCCUUCUCCCUUUAUGAGAAGCAGACUGCUGAAGGACCCAUCAAGCCCCAGGCUGUGAUUGAGAAGCUCAGCGAUCUCACCGCUCACAUGAAGGACCGCACUGUCAUCACUACUGGUGUCGGUCAGCAUCAGAUGUGGGCUGCUCAGCACUUCCGCUGGCGCCACCCCCGUACCAUGAUCACCUCUGGUGGUCUUGGAACUAUGGGAUACGGUCUCCCCGCUGCCAUUGGUGCCAAGGUUGCCCGCCCUGACGCUCUUGUCGUUGAUAUCGAUGGUGAUGCCUCGUUCAACAUGACCCUGACUGAGCUCACCACUGCUGCUCAGUUCAACAUUGGUGUGAAGGUUCUCCUCCUGAACAACGAGGAACAGGGUAUGGUGACGCAAUGGCAGAACCUGUUCUACGAGGACCGGUACUCGCACACUCACCAGAAGAACCCCGACUUCGUUCCCAUGGCCCAGUCCAUGGGUGUUGCUGCCGACCGCUGCACCAAGCCCUCGGAGGUUGAGGCGAAGCUCAAGUGGCUGAUCGAGCAGGACGGCCCUGCCCUUCUGGAAGUGUUUACUGAUCGCAAGGUGCCUGUGCUCCCCAUGGUGCCCGCUGGCUGUGCCCUGCACGAGUUCCUUGUCUAUGACGAAGCCAAGGAGAAGGAGCGCAAGGCUCUGAUGAAGAAGCGGAAAGUUCCCGGUUUCUAA
Messenger RNA from Aspergillus niger, 2073 nucleotides. RefSeq lists its product as uncharacterized. The transcript has 5 exons. Gene Ontology annotation, molecular function: acetolactate synthase activity; magnesium ion binding; thiamine pyrophosphate binding. The record is from RefSeq and is a predicted model, not a curated record. The coding region runs from base 1 to 2073 and encodes 690 amino acids. Lineage: Eukaryota; Fungi; Ascomycota; Eurotiomycetes; Eurotiales; Aspergillaceae. Gene Ontology annotation, cellular component: mitochondrion; acetolactate synthase complex. Gene Ontology annotation, biological process: L-valine biosynthetic process.